AGAUUAGCGAGUGGUGGACGCGUUGAGAAAUUUGUGGUUGUUUGCCGUUUGCUUGAUAAUCAGGCCAACAUGGGCUUCUGGCGCCAUGCAUUUCGAAGACCCGACAGGAUGGGAGCCAACAUGCCCGCCUUGGGUGCGUCAAUCCGAACUGAUGAGUUGAACGGAGGGGCUCUGCUGAGGCCUAUGGAUCAACUGCUGACGCAGAUUUUUUUCUUGUUCACAUUCCCACCUCCCGUCCCUCUGUAGUGCCCCUCCUUUCCCCCCAUAGCUGAGAUUAGCUGCACCUGCCUUCCCCGCCAUUCUCCCAGAUCCCAAAUCCUACCAAAUCCUAUCCCGCAUUGCUCGGAAAGGCCGCAUCGUCAGCUUUGACAGGCGCCAGGCACCACCCACGGUCCAACAGGGCUAAAUUAGCUGGCCAUUUCUGGUGCUAGACCCACCUCAUUUGCAGCCGUCGCCCGUCGACAACCUCGUCAACCACGGCCAGCAUGGGCUCGACCACGACGCUGACCCCGGCGCUCCGCACCGAUCCCAAGAUCAUCUUCUUCACCGACUUUGACGGCACCAUCACGGUCCAGGACUCCAAUGACUACCUGACCGACAACGUCGGCUACGGCGUAGUCCGCCGCAAGGCCGUGGGCCACGAGGUGCUCGAGGGCCGCAUGGCCUUCCGCGACGCCUUCAGCGACAUGCUGGACUCGGUGUCGCUGCCCUUCGACCAGUGCGUCGACCUGCUGCUGCGCAACAUCACCCUGGACCCGGCCUUUGCCCGCUUCUACGUCUGGUGCCGCGAGAACAACGUGCCCGUCGUCGUGCUCAGCGGCGGCAUGCGCCCCAUCAUCGAGGCCCUGCUGCGUAAGCUGGUCGGCGACGACGCCGUUGCCGACAUGCAGAUCAUCAGCAACGACGUCGCCACCCGCCCCGGCAAGGCCGGCCUGGACGAGGAAGGUGGCUGGCAGAUUGUGUACCACGACGACAGCUCCUUUGGCCACGACAAGUCCAUCGAGAUCCGAAAGUACUCGAGCCUGCCGCAGAGGCCCAUCAUGUUCUACGCCGGCGACGGUGUCUCGGACCUGUCGGCCGCCAAGGAGACGGACCUGCUCUUUGCCAAAGAGGGCCGGGACCUGGUACAGUACUGUGAGAAUGAAAAGGUGCCAUACACCACCUUUGCCGACUUCUCCAGCAUCCACGAGACAGUCAAGGCUGUCCUGGAGGGCAAGACGAGUGUCAAGGAAGUUACCAAAAAGUUCGCCUGAGUUGCAUGCAAGGUACGGCGAGGAGAGGCUUAGAAGGUAACAAACAGACCCGGGUAUUUCGCUUGAGCGAUUGGGAUAGAUAUAUAUAACCGGAUUCAUAUAGAGACCUAGACAUGUAUAUCCUAGAUCAUGCCGCAUUUCACUUCAUUACAAGACGAACCGCUAUCGUGCCACGCGACGUCGCCUACUCGGUUCGUUUCUCUUCCUUCGGAAUACUCCACCAGCAGAGCAGCAUAACACCGAUAAGCACAAUGACGAUGGG
Gaeumannomyces tritici R3-111a-1 is the source of this 1515-nucleotide messenger RNA. RefSeq lists its product as hypothetical. NCBI's taxonomy places the organism in Eukaryota, Fungi, Ascomycota, Sordariomycetes, Magnaporthales, Magnaporthaceae. Bases 486 to 1253 code for a protein of 255 amino acids. The transcript is spliced from 2 exons. The record is from RefSeq and is a predicted model, not a curated record. Gene Ontology annotation, molecular function: phosphatase activity.